Messenger RNA from Staurois parvus, 511 nucleotides. The record is from the annotation of a GenBank genome assembly. Lineage: Eukaryota; Metazoa; Chordata; Amphibia; Anura; Ranidae.
GCAGCGCUUCUCGCGCAUGAACAGUCUGCAGUAUCUGGUCAUGCCCUGUACUGUCUGCAGUCUCUGGUCAUCCCCUGUACUGUCUGCAGUCUCUGGUCAUCUGUACUGUUCGCAGUCUCUGUUCAUCCCCUGUACUGUCCGCAGUCUCUGGUCAUCCCCUGUACUGUCUGCAGUAUCUGGUCAUCCCCUGUACUGUCUGCAGUAUCUGGUCAUCCCCUGUACUGUCUGCAGUAUCUGGUCAUCCCCUGUACUGUCUGCAGUAUCUGGUCAUCCCCUGUACUGUCUGCAGUAUCUGGUCAUCCCCUGUACUGUCUGCAGUCUCUGGUCAUCCCCUGUACUGUCUGCAGUCUCUGGUCAUCCCCUGUACUGUCCGCAGUCUCUGAUCAUCUAUACUGUGUCUGCAGUCUCUGGUCAUCUCCUGUACUGUCCGCAGUCUCUGGUCAUCUCCUGUACUGUGUCCGAAGUCUCUGGUCAUCUUCUGUACUAUGUCCACAGUCUCUUGUCAUUUCCU